UUCCAGUAUUAUGUUGUUCGAUGACAGUCUCUUCGGUUGACUGCAGUUGGUUAGUCGGUUUUUACGUUCGUGUUUUAUUAAAAUUAUAAUAUAUCCUAUCAACAUUGUAUAUCAAUCAUAUAUUGUUAGAACAGUGCAAUAUUUAUAGUAAUUUAGGCAGAAAUAUCUAGAAGGUUAAAAAUUCUUUUGAGAAUGUUUCGAUAAAUGUAUUAGUUUCCACUGAAGUUUGAUCACAAAUGGCAAGUUCAUGCCCAGAUGAUUCAAUUGAUGAUGGUGAUAGUGAUGCAGAUACUGUCAGCAGCAAUGCAACUUUACAAAAUGGAUCUGUUACUUCUGAAACAAUGGUUGAUAGGUUUGGAUUUCUUGGAGGGUCACAGUAUACAGAACCAGGACUACUUGUUGGUUUACCUGUAGAAGUGUUAAGGAAACGAGAAUUAAAAUGGUUAGAAAUGUUGGAAAAUUGGGAACGUUUCAUGAUCAAAAGAUAUAAAAAGGUGCGUGAUCGUUGUCGAAAAGGAAUUCCACCGGCUCUUAGAGCCAGGGCUUGGCAAUACUUAUGUGGAGGAAAGUAUUUAAUGGAAAAUUAUAAACACAAAUUUUUGGAGUUGGAUACACAACCAGGAGAUCCUAGAUGUGUAGAUGAUAUUAAAAAAGAUCUUCACAGACAGUUUCCUUUACAUGAAAUGUUUUCUAAUCGGCAUGGUCAUGGGCAAGCUGAUUUAUUUCGCAUAUUGAAAGCAUAUUCAAUCUUUAAUCCUGCAGUAGGAUAUUGUCAAGCCCAAGCUCCUAUUGCUGCCACUUUGUUAAUGCAUAUGCCUGCAGAGCAAGCAUUUUGGUGCCUUGUUGCUAUUUGCGAAAAAUAUGUUCCUGGUUAUUAUAGUCCUGGCUUAGAGUCCAUCCAAUUAGAUGGUGAUAUUUUGUUUGGUCUGUUAAAAAAGUCCUCUCCUCUGACAUAUAAACAUUUGAAAAAGCAAAAGGUGGAGCCAAUUCUUUAUAUGACUGAAUGGUUUAUGUGCUUGUUUUCACGUACUUUACCAUGGGCUUCAGUUUUAAGAGUUUGGGAUAUGUUUUUAUGCGAAGGUGUUAAAGUAUUAUUUCGAACUGCUUUAGUUAUUUUGAAGCAAGUUUUAGGACGACAAGAAGUAUUAAAAAAAUGUCCAACAAUGUAUGAAACACUUGAAAAAUUGAGAAAUAUUCCAACAGAAGCAUUACAAGAAGACUUUUUAGUUUAUCAGGGUUUAAAGUUAAAUAUUUCUGAAGGUGAUAUGGAAAAAGAGCAUCAAAAACAAGUCGUAAAACGGAGAACAUUGAGAGAACAACAACAGAUAAUUCAGGAACAACGAACCAAGAAUUCAACUGGGAAGGAAAAGAUUUCCUGAUGACUUAACUAAAAUGAUGUUGCCAUAGAAAAUUAUGUAUAAAUAUUUUGAAUUUUUAGCAUUUCUGAUAAAAAAUGGAUAUGCCUAUAUUGUUUUAUAGUAUGGUUUAGAAAAACCAAAUCAUAUUAUUAAUGUAUCUACUUCAAAAGCAAUACUGUCCAAAUAUUUUGCUAACUUAGAGAAAAUUGUAGAAUUUUAUAAUGAGUAGAGCAAAAAAGCACUAAUAUAUAUAUAUAUUCUUAAAUCUUAUACACAAAACAACUUAUACUCAAAACACAAUACAACAAAUGAAUAAUUGCAUAUAGAGUUAUUAACAGUUUGAAAUUUUCUGAUAUAAAAAUCAAUUUUAUGAUGGAUGUUUGUGUUAUUCCACAAGUUAAUAUUUCAUUUUAUGAACUGAAAUCAAAUUUUGAGAAAUGAGUGAAAAAAUUUGAAAAAUUUUCAUAUAAGCAUUGAGUAAUAAAUAGCCAAAAUAAAUGCAGAAAAACAACUGCAUUUCUGAUUGGUGGAAUUAAUGUUCUGCUUUUUAAAGGUACCAAAAUUUCUUAUAAAAUACAUGUAAUUAAUAUUGCAAUUAUAAAUCUGUGAAAAUUAUUUAUUAAAAAUUAAUAUUUAUUACAAAAUUUAUUUUCUUAAAAGUUCAUAAAUGUCAUUUUGAAAAUUUUCAAAAACAUUAAAUUUGAGGGAACAAAGCAGCUACUGUAUUAAUGAAGUGUUCUUAUGUUUUUUUUUGUGAUUUUGAUUUUUAUAUUUCAAGUAUUUUUUAUUAUCAAAAAAAACAGAUUGUAUAUAUCAUAUGUAGAUUUUACAAAGUGCAGCUGAAUGUUCAUUGUAUAAAGUAUAUAUGUUCAUGAUAAAACUUUCAAUGAACAUAUUCAUUCUGUUACUUAUUGAGCCAUAAUGUUUAUGGUAAGAAAGUUCAUUUGGAUUAUGAUAAGAAUUGACAUAUCCUGAUAAAAGUUAUGGUACAUUUAUAUGCCAAUAAUAUUUGUAAUAUAUUUUUAUCUGUCAAAUGUUUCAAAUUAAGUUGUACAUUUAAAUUAUGUACUUUUCUACAUUAUUAUAAAGCCUAUGUGGGUCCAGAAUAAACUGUAUUUAUUUUCAUUUUAA
Messenger RNA from Centruroides sculpturatus (bark scorpion), 2489 nucleotides. RefSeq names its product TBC1 domain family member 10A-like (gene wkd). Bases 237 to 1379 code for a protein of 380 amino acids. The transcript is spliced from 10 exons. NCBI's taxonomy places the organism in Eukaryota, Metazoa, Arthropoda, Arachnida, Scorpiones, Buthidae. The record is from RefSeq and is a predicted model, not a curated record.